AUGAUAUCCAACACAAGAACACUGGUGAAUGCUGCUGCAGGAGGCUCCCAGAAAACAAAAACUCCAGAGGAAGCGCUGGAAUUACUGGAAUCUCUAGCUUCUCAGGAAUUUGACAAUGCCCCUGCCCCAGUUGCACAAAGGAGAGCAGGAAUUAUAAAGAUCGACGGCUAUGAUGCUCAUGCGACUGAGGAUUGUGACUACAUCAGAAAUACUGAAAAGCCACCAGCAGAGGUAAACAGACUCUCGUAUGAUCAGAAGAAUCAGAAUCAACAUCCAGGGUUGAGUCACAAAUCCAACCAUCAACUCAAUCCUCUUCUUCCAGUGCAACCACAUACCCCACAACAAAGUAACACUUCUGAGUGGGAGAAAGCUUUUGCACAGCUGUGCAAGACCACUUCUGAUUAUGUUCAAGGUGCAAAUGCUUUCAGAGAGGACACAUCUUCUUUCAUGCAAGAGACUAGAGCAGCACACCGGAAUCAAGAAGCUUCCAUAAGAAAUCUGGAAAUUCAAAUUGGCCAGUUGUCAAAGCAAUUUUCCGAGAGAGCUCAGGGUACUUUUCCAAGCAACACAGUUGUCAAUCCAAGGGAGCAUUGCAAUGCUAUCACCACUAGGAGUGGGACAAUGAUUCAGCCUAUAGAGGGGCAUCGAAAAGAAACUAUUCAAGUGGGAGAAGAAGAAAGCUCUAGAAAGACAGAACAAGCCAGUGGAUCUCUCCCAUAUGCUCGAAUCCCUUGUCCUCAGAGAUUAAAGAAAGAUAUUCAGAAGCAGCAGUAUUCAAAGUUUCUAGACAUAUUCAGGAGGUUGCAGAUCAACAUUCCUUUUGCUGAAGCUUUAGAGAACAUGCCCAACUAUGCAAGGUUCAUGCAGGAUCUAUUAUCAAGGAAGCGUAAGUUGCAGGAAUGUGAGACGGUGAAUCUGACGGAGGAAUGUAAUGUUAUCAUCCAAAAGAAGUUACCUGCCAAAGUCAAGGAUCCAGGGAACUUCAGCAUUCCAUGCACUAUAGGCAAAGUGGAAGUGGACAAUAAGCUGGGGAUUACUGAAGUGAAGCCCACAAAGACGAUAGUGCAACUAGCUGACCGCUCUUCAAAGCAAGCUUAUGGCAUCAUUGAAGAUAUAUUGGUUAAGGUUGACAAGUUCAUCAUUCUUGUUGAUUUUGUCAUCCUUGACAUUGAAGAAGAUGCCAUUAUUCCUAUGAUUUUCGGAAGACCCUUCUUGGCAACUUCAGGAACACUGAUAGAUGUACUUAAGGGCGAGCUGAUAUUACGGGUAGAAGGAGAGCAAGCAACUUUCAAGUUCUUUGACAAAGAAGUCCCCUCAUCUGUAGCUCAACUUGAAGAUCAAGUCUACUUUAUUAGUGAAAAGAAGGGUGAAGAAGAAAAUAAUGAGGAGUCUUCUCAAGAAAGUAAGCCAAAAGUUAAGAUGGACAAGCCUAGGAGCAAGGGAAAGCAUAUAAAUACCAAAUUCAAAGUUCUUGAGACUACUUUACCUCAUCCAUAUACACAAGAGCACUGUGGUAGGACACAAUUUACGAAUGAUGGAGCUUGGACGUCACCAAGCUUAUAUUUGAGCCACCAUGAACGUAAAUCAG
Gastrolobium bilobum is the source of this 1588-nucleotide messenger RNA. RefSeq lists its product as uncharacterized. The annotation marks the transcript as partial. The transcript is spliced from 4 exons. The record is from RefSeq and is a predicted model, not a curated record. NCBI's taxonomy places the organism in Eukaryota, Viridiplantae, Streptophyta, Magnoliopsida, Fabales, Fabaceae.